Aspergillus wentii DTO 134E9 is the source of this 1953-nucleotide messenger RNA. RefSeq names its product tRNA (uracil) methyltransferase (gene trm44). The transcript has a single exon. Gene Ontology annotation, molecular function: tRNA (uridine) methyltransferase activity. The coding region runs from base 1 to 1953 and encodes 650 amino acids. NCBI's taxonomy places the organism in Eukaryota, Fungi, Ascomycota, Eurotiomycetes, Eurotiales, Aspergillaceae. The record is from RefSeq and is a predicted model, not a curated record. Gene Ontology annotation, biological process: tRNA methylation.
AUGCCCGUCAACAGAAAAAAUGCAAGAGACGUAACCCAACUAACCGGGAAACCACUCGCCGAAACCCUCUCGCCAUCGAGCCUCCUCCAAACCCCAGAAGACUCAUGGGUGACCUCGCCCGAUCUCAAGGAGAAUGGGCUCGCGUUCGCCCCGGAGACGAUCUACGACCUGGCCGUCUUCAUGCUGGGAAACCCGAACAUGAACUCGAGUAUCUUGUUCCGGGCGGAUAUUCUAUUCGACAGUAUGAGUGUUUUGAGCACGCCAAGGGAGACGGAGGAUUCGUUUGCUGCGACGGGGAAUAGUUCAGAGGUGAAGAUGGGUGUUGAUGCUGCUGCUGGUGCGGAGGGUGAGGUUGUUGAGCCGCUCCCUGCGAGAACGAUUGCGGGGUUUGAGCUUACGAGGACAGUGGUGAGGAGGUUUAUACCCAGGAAUCCGCAGCUGGAUCGGCCGUUGGAGCAGAGCUGUUACUUCUACGAGGCGGAUGAAGUUCUUGGGGGUGGUGCGAGAAACAAACAGCUUCUUGUAGUCUACACCCCGCAUGUGAAUUCCAAGGAAGAGCUUCCUUGGUAUCAUCCUGUGCUUCGUUCUUUGGCUUAUUUUUACGACUUUACGUACAACGGUACGUCGACGGAGGCACAGACGCAGACACAGACAGAAGCACAAGGGACGGGAGCAAUGUCUAUACAUUUCCUGCCGUACCCAGCUGAACCGAUGCAUAACCGCUUGGAGCGCACCCUGCUAUUUCUUCUCAAUACUCAAAUCCGACUUGCUCGCGGUACACGCCCGGCCAAAUCAGCGGACGGAAGCAACUACAACCCCACCAAGGACAAUGUGAUUCCCAGACAUUUAAUCCAGAACACAUACUCGCGACUCAAGAUCAAGCAUGCAAACUGGCUCUGCGAUAAUUGGGCUGAGGAUACGGAGCCAUCAAAGCAUGUCUUUGAAGAUCUGGCGAUCACGGCAUUUCUCAUUGAGCUCUGGAGGAGCAUGUAUGGUGCUGUGCCGGCGGACGAGAGAGAAGAUAAAAAAGAUCAGGAUGGUUACGAUACACGAUUUCCUGGGUUUGUGGAUGUUGCAUGUGGGAAUGGUGUGCUUGUCUAUGUGCUUCUACUGGAAGGCUAUCACGGCUGGGGGUUUGAUGCCCGUAACCGGAAAACGUGGAAGAUCUUCCCAGAGUUUGUGAAGGAGCGAUUGAAGGAAACGAUCUAUAUUCCUAAGCCUUUUGCGGAUGAGCUUAUUGCGUCAGGGGAAGAGAGUGAAUUGAACGACAUCGGCGUCGAGACGCACACAGGCAUGUUCUCUGAUAACACCUUUAUCAUAUCGAACCAUGCCGAUGAGCUUACUGUCUGGACUCCUCUCAUGGCUGCCCUUUCCAGUCCAUCCUCUCCAUUACCAUUCCUGGCGAUUCCGUGCUGUUCUCAUUCCCUGUCAGGGGCGAAAUAUCGCUAUCCUGCACCCAAGAAGGAAAAGGCCAAAGACAAACGCUCCGAGCCUCAGGCAAACGAACAGAAUCCCCAGCCGGCUAAUGGUGACCUAAAAGCCCUUCGGGCCGCCAAGCAAGAAGCCCAGACCGAUGCAGGAAUGUACAAGUCAAUGUACGGCUGUCUCACCGCGAAGGCAAUGAGUAUGGGCGAAGACAUUGGAUACGAUAUGGAGAGGACAUUGCUCCGGAUCCCAAGUACAAGGAAUAUGGGAGUGAUAGGUGGACGCAAACAGACCACUCAGCAGUGGAGUCUAAAGUUCACACAUAAUAAACCAGGCGACGGAGAAACUGCACAGGCCUUGAAUACCCUUGGGGAUAACGCCGAAGCUGAUGCCAUCAUUGAAAAGGUCUGGGAGGUUGUACAGCGUGAGUGCUCGCGGGAGGGAGGCGUGAGAUCCGCCGCGAAGAUCUGGAUUGAACGUGCAAAGGGCCUCAACAAGGGGCAAUCAAAAUCAAGUGGAGGACAUUGA